AUGCCAGCUGAGUCCAAUCUCCAAGAUGUCACCAGCGCCUCGAUCCGGACUCGGACCAUGCCUCAGCUCAGCGGCGGAAGUGAGAAACCACGGAGGUGGAUAAAACGUUACCGGACGGAGACGGCUGCUAGCACCGCCAGUGUCAUGUCAACCGUCACUGCGUUCCCUCUCGAUAGUGUUAAGACUCGUAUGCAAACAUAUCCUUAUGCGGGUGCCGUGGAUUGCGUGCGUGUGACUUAUAAGUCGGAGGGUAUUCGAGGCUUCUUUCGAGGUGUAACCGCUCCUUUAGCUAGUGUUACACUUGUACGAACAAUCUCCUUUUCGAUUUACCAACGCUCCAAAUACGUUUAUUCCGACUGGAUGAAGAAAAACCUCGGGUUCUGCCCACUGGAGCAUGUCAAUAAGAAUGGCGCAUUACCGAAUCUAGGCACAAUUGCCUGCUUCGGGGUCGCCGGAGCCACUGCCGGCUCCGGUAUCACCUUCAUUGCCUGCCCCUUCGAAUUAACCAAGCUGAGCGCCCAAGUAUCAGUACUCAUGGCGAACCAGAAGAAUGCAGAUCCACAAAAACAAGCUAUUGCUCUCAGCUAUCACAAUAAAGGGACUUUCAAAACUCUUGCCAACAUUGUCAGGCAUAGAGGAUUCGCUGGCAUGUACACUGGACUCAAUUUGCAUUUAUUGCGAGAUACACUUGGAACGGGAAUUUACUUUGCCACGUAUGAGAGCGGCAAGCAGCUCUUGACUACCUUUAGUGGGAAGGAUGCUCACAAGAAUCCCAUUGCUGUGCUUGCUGCAGGAGCUCUGUGUGGCAUAGUAUCAUGGGCCAUGAUAUACCCAAUUGAUUCUGUGAAGAGUAUUUACCAACGAAACGCCUUGAUGUAUUCCAAAGGGCAAAAGGUACCAGUCCCCAAAAUCCAAUUCUUCAGACGAGACAUGUACCGCGGGCUAGGUGUAUCUAUGGGACGCUCUGCGGCAGUCAAUGCGGUGUUCUUUUCGGCGUUUGAGUUCCUCAAGAAGAGGAUCAAUGCUAUGAAGGAAUUCGAUUAG
This is a messenger RNA of Hypoxylon fragiforme, 1044 nucleotides long. Its product is annotated as mitochondrial carrier. The record is from RefSeq and is a predicted model, not a curated record. NCBI's taxonomy places the organism in Eukaryota, Fungi, Ascomycota, Sordariomycetes, Xylariales, Hypoxylaceae. Bases 1 to 1044 code for a protein of 347 amino acids. Gene Ontology annotation, molecular function: transmembrane transporter activity. The transcript has 5 exons. Gene Ontology annotation, biological process: transport.